CCCAGUUCCCGUACAAGACCUAGAUACCUUCAGAAGGCAGGCAAAUUUUUGCUCGAUCACUAUUUGGCUGUUGGCCUACUGUUAGCGGUCUUGUUUGGUUUGACUGUGUCCGCUCCUGGAGCUUUCUUCGCUUCAAUUGACUUCCAGUUUGUCUGCAUUCCUCUUAUAUUUCUCAUAACUGGGCUCAAAUUGAAGACAGAAGAUCUGAAAGAUGCAUUGAAAGCGUGGCGAGCGUGGAUUUGGGGAAUAUUGAGCAUCAUGUUGGUUACGCCUGUUGUUGGUAUCAAACUGUCAUCAUUACUGCCUGUGAAUGGCAACAUUACAGUUAACGGAACUUUUGUUGCAGACGAGACUGCUAUUGGACCUUAUGAAUUUAAAAUUGGUUUUCAAGUAUUUUGUGUGGCUCCAUGCACUAUUUCAUCGGGUAUCGUAAUGGUGUCACAAUUGGAUGGAAAUUAUGCUCUUGCGGUUCUGCUCACUGUUGUCACAAAUAUUCUUAGUGUUUUCACUAUGUCUCCUCUUCUUUCCCUUCUUGCAUCUUUUAGUUCCACGGGUAGUCUAAGUAUUGGAAGCAUCCUUCUUAAGUUAUUGUUGACCGUGUUGGUACCGAUUGUUGUGGGGAAAGUUCUCAGUUUGAUAAAACGAGUGAGACAGGUUGUUACAAGGUUUGGCAAGCCGCUUAAGUUUGCCAGCAUGUCUCUACUCAUUCUCAUCCCAUGGAUGAAAAUCAGCAAGGCAAACAAGUCUGGCAGUUUUAGUGGUAUUUCUGCUGUGAACAUUGUGUCAAUUAUUGGCUUUGCUGUUGCAUUGCAUUUCUCUUUCCUUCUCAUCAACACAGUGGCAUCUUUUCUUCUCAUUUUGUCUAAAGAAGCACGGAAGGCUAUCAUCAUUCUUGCUAGCCAGAAGACUCUGCCUAUAGCUUUGUCUGUUUUGGCUUAUUUGCCUGCAUCUGUUGGAGACGAAGGUUUACUGACUAUUCCCGUUAUCAUAUCUCACAUGUCACAGAUUAUUGCUGAUGCAUUCAUUGUGUCACUGUGGCUGCGUUAUGAAUCAAACAAACACAAGACUACAGAGGAAAUGGAGAUGAGAAUAAUAGAUGAACAAAUGGAAACUGAAACUUUGGUGGAUGAAGAGGAGACAGAACUUAAUGCUGAAGAUGACAAAGAAAGUAGAUACGAAGAACAAAGACAAGACAAAUAGG
Messenger RNA from Corticium candelabrum, 1201 nucleotides. RefSeq lists its product as uncharacterized. The record is from RefSeq and is a predicted model, not a curated record. The transcript is spliced from 2 exons. The annotation marks the transcript as partial. NCBI's taxonomy places the organism in Eukaryota, Metazoa, Porifera, Homoscleromorpha, Homosclerophorida, Plakinidae. Gene Ontology annotation, cellular component: chloroplast envelope.